AUGGUCGACCUACGCCGUAGCCUCGCUAUCGCGUUGAUCGCCACGCCUGCUUUCGCCCAGCAACUCACACUUCAUUCUCCAUCGUCCGUAAUUCAAUGCCAGCAAACGCUCUUCACCUGGGAUGGCGGGAUCCCGCCUUACGAUCUCCAACUUUCCUCCAGCAGCGCGUCCUCAAUUCAGCACGAGGAAUGGCAGGUCGACGCAACGCAGCAGAGAAUUACUGUGGACUUUCCCUCCGGCACUGUCAUCAAAGUGGCUCUUGCGGACGGAUCGGGGCUGACGACCAGCAUCGUCUUCACGGUCCAGCCGAACGAC
Epithele typhae is the source of this 315-nucleotide messenger RNA. RefSeq lists its product as uncharacterized. The record is from RefSeq and is a predicted model, not a curated record. NCBI's taxonomy places the organism in Eukaryota, Fungi, Basidiomycota, Agaricomycetes, Polyporales, Epitheliaceae. The annotation marks the transcript as partial. The transcript has a single exon.